Molecule: messenger RNA, 795 nt
Organism: Phaeoacremonium minimum UCRPA7
Lineage: Eukaryota; Fungi; Ascomycota; Sordariomycetes; Togniniales; Togniniaceae
Exons: 3
Coding region: 1-795 (264 amino acids)
Source: RefSeq, a predicted model, not a curated record
AUGGACCUGGAUCGAUAUUUGGGAGCCCAGAUCCCGCUCGAUUUCAGCAACCCAAAGCCAUGGGUGCUCAGCCGACACAUCGAGAACCUCGUCUCGAGGAUCCAAGGCGAGCCCGACAAGAGGUCGCAGAAGACGCGCGACAAGAACGACAUCGGAGAUCGCCACCUGCACAUGAGCUUCGCCGAGCUGCAGCGCAUGCGCCUCCGAGAGCUUCAGUGCCGGCUCGUCAAGAGCAUCGUCGACAUGAGGAUCGACCCUCGGACCCCGGUCGACUGGGAGGCGAACCUGAAGGAGUACAUCCAGGCGGUACGCGACUAUGACUUCAUGACCGAAUGCAGCCAACGCGCCAGUGACCCGUUCGAUGUCUCGGCGGAGCGGCUGACAGACGACGAGAUUAUGCAGCGGGCCGCGUUCGUCCGAAACGCAUGGCAGACCGACGAGGAGUUCCACGCCUUGGACGCCGUGAUGCCGCUCGGGACGGGACCCUUCUCGAAGUCGUGGGAGGCACAGAGGAACCCGAUCGGCGGCACGCGGCACGCCAGCAUCCGGAAGACGUGGUACGGCGCCUUCCUCGAGCGGCUCGGGUUCGCUAUUCUCGGCGCCGGCUUCCUGUUGGCGCCCAUGUGGAUCAUGGUCCUCCACAAGACGCGGAACACUUGCCUCAUCACGACGACUGCUUUUGUCGUCGUAUUCGGUACGCUCCUGGCCUGGCGGAUGGAGAAGCCAGCAGAUGUUAUCGCCGGCACACUGGCGUACGCUGCCGUGCUGGUCGUAUUCGUCGGGUUGGCCGUCUGA